Messenger RNA from Dermacentor albipictus, 2014 nucleotides. RefSeq names its product glutathione hydrolase 1 proenzyme-like. NCBI's taxonomy places the organism in Eukaryota, Metazoa, Arthropoda, Arachnida, Ixodida, Ixodidae. Gene Ontology annotation, biological process: glutathione catabolic process. Gene Ontology annotation, cellular component: plasma membrane. Gene Ontology annotation, molecular function: glutathione gamma-glutamate hydrolase. The record is from RefSeq and is a predicted model, not a curated record.
CUGGCCAAUCCCUCGUAGUGGGUAAGCAGCAGCACGGUGCAAGCGGCGAGAACGCGCUCAGCGUGUCGGGUGCCGCUGGUGCGAGAAGAAGAAAAGGGACUCGCCUGAAGCCGCGCUCUCGUCGAAGACAUCGCAUCCGGGCUCUACAUCUACGACAUCGCGGAAAGCAGCGACGAUGUAUGGAAACAUCAACCAACCGGCUGCUCCCGUAGCGCAAGAAUGGCCGGCAGGCCUCCAGGUUUACAACCCGCCCAAAAGCCCCAACGCCUGCACAUACGUGUGCGCCGGCCUCGGCUGUUGCUGUUGCUGCAAAGUUCUGGUUUUUGUCGUGCCGAUACUUGUGACUGGCGUUAUUGUGGUCGUGACCAUGAUGCAACAGCUGCAACCUGAGGAAUACGAGUUUCACGGGUGGGCGACGGUGUCCGACAUCCACGAGUGCUCGUCGGUGGUAAGGGAUGUGUUCUCGAGGGGCGGACACAUCGCUGACGCCGCUGUCUCCGCACUUCUCUGCAUGGGUGUCGCAGCACCGCACCUGCUUGGGCUCGGCGGUGGAUUCCUGGCGCUGUACUACGACGACGAAAGUGACCACAUCGAGGCUUUGAACGCCCUGGGAAUCUCGCCGGCUAACGUUACCGACGUGGACGAGGAAGCGGCGAGACGGGGAGCGAAGGCGUCGAUUGUGCCCGGAGCCUUGCGUGGUUACCAGGAACUUCACAAAAAGCUCAACGGAACCAUGAAGUGGGAGGAUCUCUUCGCCCCCGCAAUCAAGUUGGCCAAGGAAGGCUUUCCCAUCAAGAAGCACUUCGCCGACGCCCUGGCAAAGCAUCAAAAUGAGAUAUCGGCCACUGACAUUAAGUCCAUCUUCAACAGCAUCCACAAGGCAGAUGACAAGCUUGUGCAGCUGGAAAUGGCACAACUGCUGGAGGAGCUAUCAAAGAGAGGCGCGGAUUUUUUCUACACUGAAGUUGCCAAAAGAAUUAUCGAUGGCCUGGGACCAGAAGCCUUAUUGACCAUGGAUGACUUCAAAAGUUACACGCCUGUCUGGUACCCACCAGUGACGAAAAAACUUGACUCCGCCACGCUUUACGCCCCGCCGUUCCCUUCCAGCGGUGUGCUGCUCCUCGAAGCGAUACCGGAGCGAGUGCUGAACCGCUCAGAAGACAUUAAGCCAAUAAAGGAUAUAACUUCGGAGGAUAAAGAAUUGAUCAAGAGAGCGCAGGACGAUCUGAGCAGCGUGCUCGCCAAGUUACCGGAGCUGGGAGGAGAAGCAGCCAAGAAGGGCUUUCCGGAACUGGUGGAGGAAAUAAGAAGCAGCAUUACCGCUGGAAAAAUAGCCACGCAAUCUACUCAUACGAUCGUCGAAGACUACGGCGGCGUCCACCUGUCCAUAACGAAGGACUUCAAAGCCAUCACCAUCAUAUCCGGCAUCAACGAACCGUUCGGAAGCAAGAAGGCGUCGGUGCCAGGCCUCGUCAUGAACAACUACAUGAGCGCGUUCGCAGCGCAAGCUGACGCGCCGAAUAGGCUGCAAGGCGGCCAGCAGCCCAGGACGUCAAUGGUCCCGGUGUUCCUCAAGGACGACCAGCAGCGACUCCUCCUCUUGCAGGCUGGCAGCGGAGGCGGGAUUCCUGGAAUGUGGGCUCUGAUUCAGGUAUUGGGCUGCAUCUCUGAACGCAAUGCCUCGUUCUGCGUUCGGUCUGUGCGUAGGAUCCGUCCUGCACUGCCCUCGAGCCAAGACAAGAGUCCCGACAUUCAGCCAACGGCCAGUGGAAUAUUCACCAAGGGGCCCCUGGUGUCCUGGCUCGCCCCGAGUGAUGACGUGCACUGCGACGGCACCAGCGAUGGUGAGAGAGCGACACUGGAGGAGAAGUUGGCAGCCCUCGAUACGGAGGACUACUGCAAGAGGACAAAAGCUUGCAAUGGCGAGCUGGGCAAGCGGGCCUUAAUUCUGAAGGAAACAAAACAGAGGAUAUAUAGCUAAGAAUUUUCGCUAAUAAAGACAAGAGGAACAUCA